Molecule: messenger RNA, 1001 nt
Organism: Rosa rugosa (rugosa rose)
Lineage: Eukaryota; Viridiplantae; Streptophyta; Magnoliopsida; Rosales; Rosaceae
Product: protein GRIM REAPER-like
Exons: 1
Coding region: 381-1001 (206 amino acids)
Source: RefSeq, a predicted model, not a curated record
UGUGAAAAUGAAGAAAAGGGUAAUAGUGUGUGCAUUUUUUAUACAUUUAUAUGAAUCUUCCCAGACUUAAUGAUGGGGACACAGAGAGAAUCACUAGUAGGCUAGGUCGACUUUCCUUUGUGUCCAAUCAAGUGAUUUCGCUUCUUAGAAGAUCAAUGAUUUUCAGUAAUUUGUAAGCAGUCUGAUGAAUUAGACCACCACACAGAUAAAGCAUAACUUGUAUAUCAAGUUUCUUGUUGUCAACUCACCCAAACUGUUUCUAUAAAACCCCAUCUCCCAUUCAACUUCGGUACUAACCCUAGCUACAAGCUCCUCUCUCUCUCUCUCUCUCUCUCUACAGCAUCAAUUGUACCAUUUCUAACUUAACUGCAGCAACAGCCAUGAAGUUGCUCCACAUCUUUGCACUCCUAGCAACAAUGGCUGUUGUUUCAGCUGCAUUUGAUCUGGAAGAUUACAAUGAAGAACCGGAAGUGCAGAGUAAUGAAUCAACGGUGCCUGAAUCUGAAAUGCAAGAAGCGACUACUUCUUUGAGAGGAGUGAGCCGCUUUCUGACUUCCCAGCAGAACCUGUUGGGAAACUUGACCUGCAACAAGUUUCCUAGGGUUUGUCGUCUGAAGAAGAGCCCAGGGCCCGACUGCUGCAAGAAGAAGUGUGUCAAUGUGAAGACGGAUAAAUUGAACUGCGGGUUCUGCGGGCGCAAGUGCAAGCAAACUGAGAUUUGUUGCAAGGGGAAGUGCGUCAAUGUGAAGACGGAUAAAUUGAACUGCGGGGUCUGCGGUUACAAAUGCAAGUACCCUGAGAUUUGUUGCAAGGGAAAGUGCGUCAAUGUGAAGACGGAUAAAUUGAACUGCGGGAUCUGCGGUUACAAGUGCAAGUACCCUGAGAUUUGCUGCAAGGGGAAGUGCGUCAAUCCAACUUGUGACAAAAAGAAUUGCGGUGGAUGCAACAAGAAGUGCAAGAGAGGGGAGUUAUGUGUUUAUGGGAUGUGCAAUUAUGCAUGA